Dentiscutata erythropus is the source of this 848-nucleotide messenger RNA. The record is from the annotation of a GenBank genome assembly. NCBI's taxonomy places the organism in Eukaryota, Fungi, Glomeromycota, Glomeromycetes, Diversisporales, Gigasporaceae.
AUGGCAACCACAGCCGAUUUCGCAGACGUUGAUGGCUGGAUUCAGCAUCUUAUGCAAUGUAAGCAGCUGCCAGAAGCUGAUGUAAAGAGAUUGUGCGACAAGGCCCGUGAAAUUCUUACAGAAGAGUCCAAUGUGCAACCCGUUAGAUGCCCUGUGACAGUUUGUGGGGACAUUCACGGUCAAUUUCAUGAUCUGAUGGAGCUUUUCCGUAUUGGCGGGAAUUCGCCUGACACGAAUUAUCUAUUCAUGGGAGAUUACGUUGACCGUGGAUAUUAUUCCGUUGAAACUGUUACUCUUCUUGUCGCUCUCAAAGUCAGAUAUAGAGAUCGAGUUACAAUUCUUCGGGGCAACCAUGAGUCUAGGCAAAUCACUCAAGUAUACGGGUUUUAUGAUGAAUGCCUAAGGAAAUACGGCAAUGCGAAUGUCUGGAAGUUUUUCACCGACCUGUUCGAUUAUUUACCUUUGACAGCAUUAAUUGAUGACCAGAUCUUUUGUCUUCACGGUGGCCUAUCUCCAUCUAUUGAUACGUUAGACCACAUUCGGUCUUUGGACAGAAUUCAAGAAGUUCCCCAUGAAGGUCCUAUGUGCGAUUUGUUAUGGUCUGACCCAGAUGAUCGAUGCGGAUGGGGAAUUUCGCCCAGAGGUGCUGGAUAUACCUUUGGGCAAGAUAUAUCAGAGGCAUUCAAUCAUAACAAUGGGCUAACGUUGAUUGCUAGAGCUCAUCAAUUGGGAUAUAAUUGGUCGCAAGAUAGAAAUGUUGUUACAAUCUUCAGUGCUCCAAAUUAUUGCUAUCGUUGUGGUAAUCAAGCCGCCAUUAUGGAAAUUGAUGAGCACUUAAAAUAUACAUU